This is a messenger RNA of Naegleria lovaniensis, 723 nucleotides long. RefSeq lists its product as uncharacterized. Lineage: Eukaryota; Heterolobosea; Eutetramitea; Acrasida; Naegleriidae. The record is from RefSeq and is a predicted model, not a curated record. The coding region runs from base 1 to 723 and encodes 240 amino acids. The transcript has a single exon.
AUGGAUAGAUUAUUCUAUUUCAUGCCUUGUGGUUAUGAUCCUUCUAACAUACAAUUUAAUCAUGAUUUUGAGCAUGUGUUUAUGAGAAAUUACAAAAAAGUGAAAACUGGACCGACAUUAGAAGAAAAUCUGCAUGUUACUACAAUACAGCAAAAUACUGAAAACAAUGUAAACGACUUGGGUAUCAUGGAUAUUGGAGGACUUGAUGUAGAUAUUGAAUAUCCAAGAUCAGAUGCAAAUGUUAUUGAAGAAAAUGGGACCGACGAAUUGGCAUCUAUUCUGUUGGAAGAAACUGAUUUGAAGACAGUUAUUUCACCAACUAAAGGACUGAACGUAUCCUUUGCAGCUCAACACAGGUCCCCAGAAAAACAUCCACCUCAGCCAAUUGACGCUGCUGAUGAUCUCAUUCAAUUUUUGGAAGACCUUAAUAAUGAGGAGCAUAGGAACAACAUACACAGCAACUCCAUGGUUAGCAAAAGUUGGAACAUGCUUGCCUAUCUACAGAAAAAGAGCGAAGAAGAGAGACAGUUGUGUCAAAACACAAACGAACAAGUAUUUCUGAGCUUUGACAAGAUUAUUCGUGAAGGAAAUACAAAAAACUCCAAACGUUUGAGGUAUAAGGCAGCUCAAGGGUUUUAUCAGCUUUUAGUUCUCGCUUCUAACGGCCACAUUGAAAUUGAAAGCCUGGAUAGAAUUGUUGUUCGGUCCACCAUUAUGGAGUAA